Messenger RNA from Solanum tuberosum (potato), 635 nucleotides. Its product is annotated as CRIB domain-containing protein RIC11-like. NCBI's taxonomy places the organism in Eukaryota, Viridiplantae, Streptophyta, Magnoliopsida, Solanales, Solanaceae. The record is from RefSeq and is a predicted model, not a curated record. The transcript has 4 exons. The coding region runs from base 1 to 444 and encodes 147 amino acids.
AUGGCAACCAAAGUGAAGGGGAUUUACAAAUAUAUCUCAAAUAUUUUUGUUGUUAAGGAUAGGGAGUUGGAGAUUGGAGGUCCAACUGAUGUUAAACAUGUGGCACAUAUUGGUUGGGAAGGUCCCUCUGGAGGUGCACCUACUUGGAUGAAAUCAUUCAAGGCAGGACCUGAAUUUUCAGUAACUUCUAUUGGUAACUCUGGUUCUGCUAUUACUCCAUGGUCAUCUCAAGGUUGUGGUGAGACGACGAGGCAACUAACAACAACUAACAUGAAAACUUCAGAUGUUACUAGUCCUCCUAAGAAACAUAAACGGAGGAAGCCUAAAUCGACUUCCUCUCCAAAAUCUAGUUCACCAUCCACGUUGAGAUCAUCGCGAGCAACUAAACACAAGGCUAAAUCUGUUGAAAGCAAUCACACACCAACAGCCCUAGAAGUGGUUUAAUGUGUUGCAAACAAAAAAAAAUAAAUGUCAAGUUCAAAAAUGCACCAAAAAAAAAAAACAAUGACAUUUUGCAUAUAUCAUAGUUGAAGAGAAAGGCAAGAAAGGGGUAGAAAGUAAGUAAAUGUAGAGGAGGGGAACAUAGAAAUGUUGAUUUAAGAAAGGUGAAAUUUAAUUGUACUCAAAAACUUGGU